AUGGCACGAAAUCGCUACUUCUGUAUUGCAGUUGCUGCACAGCCUGCUCGGUCUGAAGUUGGCGUCCAGAGUGAUAUCAUGGGACAAAGCAAAACGGAUCGAUACAUUAUGACAGUGCUUCCAAGAGUCACAGAAGUCGAUCAGUUCAACGACCGUGUAAUUGCUUUGAUGGGAACAGAACUGUCUGCAAUUGAAAACGUUUCGGGAUCUUCUGUAUUUGUGAAAGCUUGCACGUGGCAAAGAAAAGAGUACUCCCUUAUCCACUCAAACCUCCCACUUAUCGGCUCCAGUUCUGACCGCCUUGACAUGGAUUCUACGGCCGGAGGACCUUGUUCAGAGUUAAAGUUCACGGUGAACUGUCGUGUCCUUCUAAGACGAGCAAUUGACCAAGUGAAAGGACUUGUCAAUGGCCUCACCGGGGUUCUAGAAGAAAUCGAUGUGGUGACCGGACAAGUUCAAAAACUUGGAGUCAGUAAUGUACACUGA
Caenorhabditis remanei is the source of this 486-nucleotide messenger RNA. RefSeq lists its product as uncharacterized. NCBI's taxonomy places the organism in Eukaryota, Metazoa, Nematoda, Chromadorea, Rhabditida, Rhabditidae. The record is from RefSeq and is a predicted model, not a curated record. The transcript is spliced from 3 exons. The coding region runs from base 1 to 486 and encodes 161 amino acids.